Carassius auratus (goldfish) is the source of this 3750-nucleotide messenger RNA. RefSeq lists its product as uncharacterized. Bases 1308 to 2162 code for a protein of 284 amino acids. The transcript has 6 exons. The record is from RefSeq and is a predicted model, not a curated record. Lineage: Eukaryota; Metazoa; Chordata; Actinopteri; Cypriniformes; Cyprinidae.
CUCAAUAUGUGCAUUUUUGUCAUUCAAAUACACGAUGUACGCAGUGUUUUCCCCCACGCCGACUCCGCCCUCACCACGCCCCCAACUAUGACUAGACGCCGACUGUAUCUAUGAGAAAACUUUUGCCACGCCCCUACCUUUUGGCACGCCCCUGUCUUUCGACACGCCCAUUGCUCCAGGCUGCAGCUAUCCCUGUCUCAUUUCUUUUACUGUCUAUGGCUGGAAUGCACGGCAGGAGUGAGUCACUUUUCAGUAAGGUCAGGCGAAGGCGGAGUAUAAACAACGAAAAUAGUCCAGUGUUGUUUUUUUGUGUGUGUGUGACACGUUUAGGUGGCUCGGCGUCGAACAUCACAUCGCUGGCAAAAAUGACGCAAGCUGUUUUUUCUAUUGAUGUUUUGCACGGUUUCUGCAAAUGGGAGUUCGCUUUCACAUCCACAUAAGUUAACAGAGAAGUACAUUGUUGUUUCCUCUCAGUCCAGACUUCUUUCCGUAACCGUGGUGGGACAUUAUGUUUGGCGUUUUUCUCACGUGUGUUUUGCUUUUGCACGGUAAGCGAUUUUUAAUUAUAACGUAUUGUUAUUUUAUUCGCCAUUUCUUGGUGGGAGACAAACAUUAUUUACUUGUGGCGUCGCCAAUAAAAAGCUCCCUUAACCCGUUUAAUCACGGUUUUUUUCCAGACGGAAAAUAUCCAGAGGGUGUGUCAUAAGUAACCUUUUGAAAUGAUCAACAAUUACUUUAUUUUUAAGUGUGUGAAAAGUUUUGUUUCAUGGUCGUGACCAGUGUGCAUAAUGUGUUUCUGCAGUCAUAAAGUGUGUAUAUUUCCAUCAUUAUUCAGAAGUAUGGCCUGAGCUAUCAUUGUUAAUGUCCAGAUUUAUAUCAUCACUCAGGUCUGAUUCCACUUCUUCCUCUUUAACUCUUUCUGCCUUUUUGCUGGAAAUUAAUGCAUGGGUGAAACACAACUUUCUGAAACUGACAUUUUAUUAUUUGCCUCUAAUAUUAAUAAGUUCAGUCAUUUUAAACAAUACUCAAAUAUCUCCUUCUGCUCAGGUCUGUAAUUUGGAUGUGAUUUUUGAUGCGCAGUUGACUUUUAAUUCUUACUUCAAAAACAUACCGUAAAGAAAGUUGCUUUUUUUCCAUCUUUGUAACAUUGCUCACAUUAGACCCUUUCUUUCUUUCUUUUCUAGGCCUGAUGCUGAGAGGCUUAUCCAUGCCUUCAUCACAUCACGGCUCGAUUAUUGCAGUUCUCUCUUUGGGAGUUUACCAGCAAGUUCUGUUUUUCUGGUGUUGAUUCAGAGAAAGUGUCAGUGAUGGAGGGAGAUUCAGUCACGCUACACACUGGCAUCAAAACAAAUCAAGACAGAAUAAAUUGGUUUUUUAAUGGCAUUCGCAUCGCUCGGAUCAGUGGAGAUCAGAGUAAGAUCUGUGCAGAUGCUGAGUGUCCUGAGAGAUUCAGAGACAGACUGAAGCUGGAUCAUGUGACUGGAUCUCUGACCAUCACAGACAUCACAAACACAGACUCUGGAGAAUAUAAACUAGAUAUCACCAGCCGCAGGAGUGAAAAGACCUUCAGUGUUUCUGUUCAUGAUGCUCCUGUCGCUGAUCGAGAAGAAAUGAAGUCAGUGAAGGAGGGAGAAUCUGUUACUUUAGAUCCUGGUGUCAUGAACAACACAAAUUAUUCGAUCACGUUUCUUUUUAAUGACGUCCUCAUCGCUGAAAUCAGUGAAGAUCAGAGUAAGACCUGCACAGAUGUUCAGUGUGAGGACUCUGAUGAGAGAUUCAGAGACAGACUGAAGCUGGAUCAUCAGACUGGAUCUCUGACCAUCACAAACAUCACAAACACAGACUCUGGAGAAUAUAAACUACAGAUCAUCAUCAUCAGCAGCAGCUUCAGUAUUAGGAGGAGCAGGAGUUUCAGUCUUACUGUCACUGGUUCAGGUCUGUCUCUGUCUGUUGUAGCAGGAAUAUGUGCAGCUCUAGUUAUUCUGCUCGUGACUGCUGCUGCUGCUGGUGUGAUGUAUCUUAAGCAAAAGAAAGGAAGGGGGGCGGAGCCAAAUAAUGAUCAGGAGAAUCAUAUUAAAAACUCAUCCGUUAGUAAGACUGAGGCUGCUGCUAAUGGAGCGUCCUGUGCAAAGACUGAGACUGCCACUGAAAUACCACCUUAGCGUUAUUUAUUAUUUUAUUUUUCUUAAAACUUCUUCAACUGAAGAGACGAUGGUAAAUGAGAAAAUGUAGUCAAACUCACUCAAACAGUAGUCCACGUAUAUUUCCAGUUACAUAACCGUUGCCUCCAAAAAGACAGUUAAGCAGGAAACCAGCAAUAAAGAAACGAAGCAGCACAUUAGCAGCAGAAGAACAGUGAGUGCUUGAGGAUUUCAGUAUUUAGAGGUUUAUUUAAACUGCAAUAGUGACCAAGAGCAGUGAACAAAUUAUGUUUUUUGUGAUUUGCACCAUAAUGCCAUUUGCACUCAGGUACUUAAAGUGUCAGUUGUUUUGUUCCAUCUGUUUACAUCCUCUUUAACUGACUGUUUACAUGAAUACCUUGCCAAGACAGCCAUUAUGACAAGGAAAUGUAUUUGACUGCAGAAGACCUCGUACUGUAAGACACAAGUGCACUUCACAUACUAUAGUUUCCAUUACUGCUUACAUUAUUGUGCUCUUGACAUCUCACUGCCUCGACAUAUUUGAUGUGUGAAACAAUGUGAUUUCAGAUUGUUACAGUUUGUUCAUAGUCUUAUGCUUUGGAUAAUUAUGGAAUCUCAAAAAAUAUCAGAGAUUUUAAUCUCGCCUGAAAUGUUGUAUUGAUAUUUCAUGAGGUGCUGUUUAGAUAGUCUUACUGCCUAAAGCUUGAGUUUCACGUGAGGAUUUUCUUUUCAAUCUGUCUCUCAGUUCUGUUUAUGCAUUUUGAUCUUGAGUGCGCUGGUACGAUUUGUCUCUCUAAACUACGCCUCUGUCCACACGCAGUAUUCAAAACAAGCAACAGAAAACGAUGCAGGUCAAUCAACCAGAUGUUGUUUUUUUUUCUUUCUUUCUUUUUUUUUUUUUUUAAAGCAUUAACUGUAAAGUGUAAUGUGGUAAUCAAAAUAGCAUUUUUACUCUGUGCUUUUUGGUUAUUUUAACUUCUAGUUGAGUAACUUUAAAUUCUGCUUUAAGAAUAUUUUUCUUUUUAGAUUUUCAGUGUAACAAUGUAAUGUGAUUUUAACCUCUUUUUUUUUUGGCACAUAAUUUACGCAUACAUGCUAACAUUCAAUUUAUUUUUUUAAUCCAAACACAAAAUACUAAGAUAUAUAGGCUACUGCAUACCGCAAACCAGCCAAAAAAUACUGAGAUCUUGAAUUCUAAUAUUGCCCAUCCCUAUACAGAAGUGUACUGGAGUUUUAAUGAAAGUGUAUUUAAUUAACACACACUCAAAAAUAUUUCCAAGAUUGAUAGGUCUGGUACUGUGAGAUAUACUGUAUGUUUGGGAACUCUUUGUUCUUUUGUGAAUUUGUCUUUAGUUUGAGACUCACUGUAAAUAUGUUAACGCCCUCGAUAAGAUUCAUGCACUUCAAUUAUACCUUUUUUUUAUGUAAAUGUUAUUCUCCAAAUGUUUUUCUUGCCAAACUCCUCACAAAAGCCUGUUACAUAAACCAGUAAGAACUGGUUGGAACUAGACACUGAGGUUUUAGUUUCACCAACACAAAUGUUUCAGUGUUUUUAUUGAGCUGUUCAAAUGUUGUUACAUCUGUGUUUAAUAAAGAGCUUCUACUUUGU